CCGUUUGCACCUCUCCAAAUAAAUAGAUCACCCCAUCCUCUCCCCUUACCAUCGAAAUCCAAAACACUUUCUCAAACACCAAUCAAAUCCUUCAAAAGCAAAUAUGAAGCACCAAUUCAUCGUCCUCUCACUACUAUUCCUCAUCUACGCAACCCCAACCUCAGCUCAACCAGCAGCCUCCCCGGCACCCCCGCCAAGCUUGCCGACCCCGUCUCCUGUGUCCCCGCCACCAGACUCCCCUCCCCCGCCGGCCCCACCACCCGUCGCCCAAGCCAGCAUCUUGAAGAUCCUCGUGAAGUCGGGUGGCUUCACCGUCCUGGUCAAGCUCCUCCGCAGCACCCACGUGGCCGACCAGGUGGACUCACAGCUCGCAGACCUCAACGACGGCAUCACCUUCUUCGCACCAGUCGAUGCCGCCUUCUCGGCCCUCAAGGCCGGGACCCUCAACUCCCUCUCGGACGAGCAGCAGGUCCAGCUCCUGCAGUUCCACGUGGUGCCCACCUACCUAUCCAUGUCCCAGUUCCAGACGGUGAGCAACCCUCUCAUGACCAAGGCCGGAGGCACGGGCGGCAAGGAGUUCCCGCUCAACGUCACCUCGGUAGGCGACCGGGUCAGCGUCUUCACCGGGGUCAACAGAGCCUCGGUGACAAAGACGCUGUACACGGAUGGCAAGCUUGCUGUGUACCAGGUGGACAAGGUGCUCCUCCCCCUCAGCAUCUUCUCGGCGGGCAGCGACUUCGCGCAGGCCCCGGCUCCGCCGAGGAAGAAGCCAGUCGAGCUGGCCGUCUCGGGCUCGAGUGAAGUUGGGAAGGUGAAGACUGGGGACGUCGUACGCCUGGUCAUCGGCAUUGGGGUGGCGGGAGUUGUGGCUUCCCUCGGUUUGUGAUCCGAAAAUGGCGGUUCUGGUUUCUUUCAGUCAAUUGGCUUUAGCUCCUUUUGGUUCCCAGUGCACAACGUGUUGAUAUGGGUCAAGAGACAAUCUCUCUCUUGAAACUUUGAUUUCUUCUUCUUCUUCUUCUUCUUCUUCUUCUCCGUCUCUCCUUUUGUUUCGUCCUUCGGGGUAUUUGUGACAAUCGUUUUUCGAUUCGAAUGAAAUAAAUAUCUUGUCUUUAA
This is a messenger RNA of Rhodamnia argentea, 1113 nucleotides long. RefSeq names its product fasciclin-like arabinogalactan protein 12. NCBI's taxonomy places the organism in Eukaryota, Viridiplantae, Streptophyta, Magnoliopsida, Myrtales, Myrtaceae. Bases 104 to 886 code for a protein of 260 amino acids. The transcript has a single exon. The record is from RefSeq and is a predicted model, not a curated record.